AUGUCUUCAAGGUCUCCUGAUCCUACAUCACCGAAGAAUUCACAAUUUUUGAACUCUCCGCAAUUUGGUCUAAAUAAUCAAAUAGGAAUAUCAGCUUCACCAAUACAAUCACAUACAAAUUCACCAUCACAAUUAGCAGUUAGAACAAAUACUCAUGGAUCAACAUCUUCAUUAUCAAGUUUAACUGAAUUAUCAUCAACUGCAUUAUCUAGAAAUACAAGAUCUGGCCAACAACAACAACAACUACAACAACCAAAACCAUUAGAAAGUGCUGAAUCAAUAUUACAAAAACAAAGUAAUAAUACUAAUAAUAAUAAUAAUAAUGAAGAAAGAAUUAUAGAAGAAGAUAAAGAAAAAGAUACAAGAUGUCUACCUAUAGAUUUAUUAGAUUAUAAAUCAUUAAGAUUAGAAAAUAAAGGAUCAGUGGCAAGAGAUCAUAUGGCAAAUGAAAGAACUUUUUUAGCAUGGUUAAGAACUUCUUUAAGUUUUAUAACUUUAGGUAUUGGUAUUACUCAAUUAUUUAGAUUAGAAAAACCAGAUACAAAAAUUCAUACAACAAGUUCAAUUAUAUUUUUAAAUAAUGAUCAUCAUAGUGAUACUUUAAAAAAAUUUGGUAAACCAUUAGGUGGUAUAUUUAUUAUAAUUGGUAUAAUAACUUUAUUUUUUGGUUUUAAUAGAUAUUUUUAUGUUCAAAAAUUGUUAACUACAAAUUAUUAUCCUGCUACAAGAUUAGGUAUAAUGUUAUUAAUAUUUUUAAUCGCUUCUGUUAUAUUAAUAACUUUAGGAAUGAUUUUAGAAACUUCACUAUUUUAA
This is a messenger RNA of Lodderomyces pseudojiufengensis, 813 nucleotides long. RefSeq lists its product as uncharacterized. The transcript has a single exon. The record is from RefSeq and is a predicted model, not a curated record. Lineage: Eukaryota; Fungi; Ascomycota; Pichiomycetes; Serinales; Debaryomycetaceae. Bases 1 to 813 code for a protein of 270 amino acids.